AUGCCUCGUGUAAAAGGAAUCCCAAGAAAAGCUAUUAUUUCGCGUCCACAAGAAGAAAGCAGUUCUCGGUCCUGGAAUCAAGAGAGUGAACGAAACGAAGAUGCUCUGCUUGAACCAAUCCAGGAAUUCCAGCAAGAUUCUACAACUCAGAGAAUUGGCGGCGAGGAAGAUGCCAAUCCUGGACCUUCAUCGCAGGCGAACAAUGAUUUAAAUUUGAAGGAAAACAACGAUCGUCGAAUGGAGGAAUUCCAAGAGGUGGAAUCACAGAGAAAAUCUUCUGCUUCUACUAAAACUGGCUCAAACGGCGGUAGAAAACAAUACAAAAGAGGCAAAUGCUGUGAAUGCAACGAGGUGUAUAUCAAUAUUUCCAUGCACUCCAGGCGCAAGCACAAUGGAAAGUUGGAAAAGUGCACCGCCUCUGAUCGUGUUUGCAAAGAUCAUUUUGCCUCAGUUCAAAAGAGAAUCGAGCACGAGCAACAGGAGCAUUUGGAACGAAAGGAAUUCCAGUGCCAGUUCUGCCAUUACUCGGCAGAGCAGAAUCGCAACUUAAAAAGACAUGUUCUUACUAUGCAUUCGGAAAAGAAAAUCAGAUGUGGACAGAAGAAAUGUGGCAAGAUGUUUGCUUCAAAAGCAGAUUUGAAACAGCAUGUCAAGAUGUGUCACACAAUGGUAAAAUGUCCCAAAUGCGGCAGAGACAUGAGCCGCUAUGCACUUGUUCAGCACAAGCAGCGAAUUGUUGAGUGUGCUUAA
Messenger RNA from Cloeon dipterum, 750 nucleotides. Its product is annotated as gastrula zinc finger protein XlCGF66.1-like. Lineage: Eukaryota; Metazoa; Arthropoda; Insecta; Ephemeroptera; Baetidae. The record is from RefSeq and is a predicted model, not a curated record. Bases 1 to 750 code for a protein of 249 amino acids. The transcript has 2 exons.